UAAUAAGCCACAACACAGAAGAUUAUUUGAUCAUGUAAUUGGAGAACUGAGAGAGAAAGCCACAAACAUACUUAGGUAUCUCGAAAGAGGAAACCCAGAAUUUAUCUAUUGUUCGAGUCAGUUUUCUGAGGCCCAAAACUCAAAUCCAUUAAACCAGAAACAGUCCAUUAAGCAAAUCCAGAAACACUUGCCCUAAAUCCUCCAUAUAAAAACCCCAUAUCAAUUCAUUUCGCAUUUCGUACCCACAGAAACCCUAAUCUCUCCGCACUGCGUUCCCCAUUUCCGCCUCCUUCAACCAUGUCUUCCACAACCGCCGCUGCCCGACCUCUGGUCACAAUCCAAACCCUAGAAUCCGACAUGGCUACCGAUGCUUCUACCACCGUCGCUCUCCCUGAUACCAUGAAAGCUCCCCUACGUCCUGACAUCGUUACUUUCGUUCACUCCCAGAUGAGCAACAAUUCCCGUCAACCUUACGCCGUUUCCAAGAAAGCUGGUCAUCAAACAUCUGCUGAAUCAUGGGGAACAGGACGUGCAGUUUCUCGUAUCCCCCGUGUUCCCGGUGGUGGUACUCACCGUGCUGGUCAGGGAGCUUUCGGUAACAUGUGUCGUGGUGGGCGUAUGUUUGCUCCUACUAAGAUCUGGAGAAAAUGGCACCGUGCUAUUAAUGUCAAUCAAAAACGAUACGCUGUCGUUUCUGCCAUUGCUGCUACUGCUAUUCCUUCCCUUGUUCUUGCAAGGGGUCAUAAGAUUGAGUCUGUUCCUGAACUUCCUCUUGUUGUUUCCGACACUAUUGAAAGUGUUGAGAAGACAUCAUCUGCUUUGAAGGUUUUGAAAUCAAUAGGCGCUUUGGAUGAUGUUGAAAAGGCGAAGAAAUCGAUCGCGAUCCGUGCAGGGAAAGGAAAGAUGAGGAAUAGGAGGUACAUUUCCAGGAAAGGACCAUUGCUUGUUUACGCAACUGAAGGUUCUAAGUUGGUGAAGGCCUUUAGAAAUAUCCCUGGCGUGGAAAUCUGUCAUGUGGAUAGGUUGAACUUGCUGAAGCUUGCUCCAGGAGGUCAUUUGGGUAGAUUUGUGAUUUGGAGUAAGAGUGCGUUUGAGAUGCUUGAUUCCAUUUACGGGUGCUUCGAUAAGGUUUCUGAGAUGAAGCGGAAGUAUGUUUUGCCGAGGCCUAAAAUGUUGAAUGGGGAUCUUGCUAGGAUUAUCAACUCUGAUGAAAUUCAGUCUGUUGUUAAGCCUAUUAAGAAGGAUGUUUCAAGGGCUCCAUUAAAGAAGAAUCCAUUGAAGAAUCUCAAUGUUAUGUUGAAGUUGAACCCGUAUGCCAAGACCGCAAGGAGGAUGGCUUUGUUGGCUGAAAAUGAAAGAGUUGCUGCUAAGGAGAACAAGCUUCAAAAGAAGAGGAAGGUUCUUUCUAAGGAGGAGCGUGCUAAAAUCAAGGCUUCUGGACGUGCUUUCUACCAGACUAUGAUCUCAGAUUCCGACUACACAGAGUUUGAGAACUUCUCAAAAUGGCUCGGUGCUUCCCAGUAAUUUGAAUCAUCGUCGUAGAUAAGUUUUGUUAGACAAAUUUCUUAAGGCUUGUUGCAAUCUUUUUUACUUUGGUCUUGUGAAGACACUUCAAUUUUAAGAGUUAUUGCACUCCACCCUCGUCUUCAAGUUUGUGACAAUAGUCAUAGCUAAAAGGCUUUUCGUCAGACAUUAUUAUUUGUUUUUUGUUAUGAUAUGGAUUUUUGCCCCAUCAA
This is a messenger RNA of Amaranthus tricolor (Joseph's coat), 1736 nucleotides long. RefSeq names its product 60S ribosomal protein L4-1-like. Gene Ontology annotation, molecular function: RNA binding; structural constituent of ribosome. NCBI's taxonomy places the organism in Eukaryota, Viridiplantae, Streptophyta, Magnoliopsida, Caryophyllales, Amaranthaceae. The record is from RefSeq and is a predicted model, not a curated record. Bases 298 to 1524 code for a protein of 408 amino acids. The transcript has 2 exons. Gene Ontology annotation, cellular component: cytosolic large ribosomal subunit; ribosome. Gene Ontology annotation, biological process: translation.